AUGACUUCGCCUCCCAUCACCAUUUUAAUCAGAAAACAUUGUUUCGAAGAGGUCACAGAAGAACACAAACGUGAUCCUAAACUUCACGUUAACAAAGUUAUGCUCAAACUUCCCUUUAAAAUCUUUUGCCAAGCGCCGUCGUUUUACGUUGUAUACAAUAAGAGUACAUCAGCAAUUAAAUAUAUUGUUUUUUAUACACUUCACGGCAGCCGGUUUCUAUAUGGA
This is a messenger RNA of Trichoderma asperellum CBS 433.97, 225 nucleotides long. Lineage: Eukaryota; Fungi; Ascomycota; Sordariomycetes; Hypocreales; Hypocreaceae. The record is from RefSeq and is a predicted model, not a curated record.